Tigriopus californicus is the source of this 2538-nucleotide messenger RNA. Its product is annotated as zinc finger protein 354A-like. The coding region runs from base 616 to 2430 and encodes 604 amino acids. The record is from RefSeq and is a predicted model, not a curated record. NCBI's taxonomy places the organism in Eukaryota, Metazoa, Arthropoda, Copepoda, Harpacticoida, Harpacticidae. Gene Ontology annotation, biological process: regulation of transcription by RNA polymerase II. Gene Ontology annotation, molecular function: RNA polymerase II transcription regulatory region sequence-specific DNA binding; DNA-binding transcription factor activity, RNA polymerase II-specific. The transcript has a single exon. Gene Ontology annotation, cellular component: nucleus.
AGCAAGGAGCGAGCCAGGCGGACUCAUUUUAAGAGCGAAAUGUGGGUGAAAGCGGUGAAAGCUGAAAGGCUGAUAGGGUAUGGUUUCCGAUUGUAGAGGCGUUGCUUUCAAUCGGCUGGAGGUGCAAUAUUCCAGUCACCAAUUCAGCUGCCGUGAAAAUACACAACGAGCUCGAUUUUUACUCUUUUAUGUUUGAAGUUACUUCUUCGGUGCUGAAAUGAGAGGUUGCGGAAAGUCAGCUGAUGCGUAACAUCAAUAUUAUUUUCCAUUCACACGUCACUCUUCCCAGGAGUCUUUGGGAGAUUUCAUCGGUUGAUGUUGAGAGUACAAGAACAGAUAAUAACUCUCGUAUCGGAUUGUAAUACACCAAACACUACUUUGCUAAAUUCUGAAGCAUAGCAUUUUUCCCUCUGAAUCCAUUGUGUGCCCGCCAACAGAAGAGCCCCUUUGCAUCCACUAUGAAUUUGAUGCCUCUCUCUCUGGGCAGGCCUGUAAAAAGUCAUGGUGGAUGCUAUUCAAGUGAAAUGGCGAGAAUGAAAGCCUCGUCUGGACCAGAAUCAAAGCGACAUCAUGAAAUUAUCAAUUUCAUGAGCAUUCUUCGUGCUGCAUGAUAGCAUGAUGGGCUUUCAUGCGGGCUGGGAAAGCGAGGACUGGUGGGACCCGUUGCGGGUCCACUUUGUCCGGAUUCAGAUCCAAGAUUGGCUUCUUCUCCUGCCGAAUCGGUUGGAGUGUUGGGCCUGGAGUUCUGGACAGCCUCAUCUGAUGCGUAUGAUUUGGUGUCACCCUCCAUCCGGUCGAUUCUGCAUCCAAGUGCUGGGGCGUACCUGGAAAAUGGGCCUUUUAAGUGAUCCACACGAACUGGCGCCCAUGGGUCAGACCUUAAUGCGCCAACAAGUCUGCAUGGGAAUUGAGCCAUCGGAUGAGGCCCUGAGGGACCGCGAAUGUGGUCGGCAUUUUCCGUGGUCGUUGUCAUUUGCUCCCCAAUGCGCCAUGACCGUGGAUAAAUACGAAGUAGUAGGCCUUCAUCCCCAAUGUCCCGCUUGUACAAUGACGAGCCAAUGCCAAGCAUGGGCUGACCACUCCGAUUCUGAUGCACCCAAUACGGAAAAUACGGAAGACAUGGAUAAGCCUGACCUCUUGGCGGAGGUUUUGGCUGGUGACGUACCUGAUCUGUUCCAGGGGGAUCGUUCUGUCGAUGCGAGAGCUACCUCUGGCGUCAUAUCUGGACCGUCGAUUCCGGCGGGUUCAAGCACCGAUUUGAGGCCAAAGAAAAAGACUCUAAGGAGAAGGAGGAGGAGGAAGAGCAGGAGCAGUGAAAGACCGAUUCAAUCCCACACUGAUUCGACCACGGCCCACAGUUUGGCCAAUUCAGCUAUUCAAAAUCCGACAGCUGGGCCCGCCGGUUCCAAGACGGUUGGCUUGGUGUGUCCCAUUUGUCAGAAAGAGUACGGCUUCUUGAACUCGUUUCGCGAUCAUAUGCGACUCGUUCACUUGAAAGGUCAAUUCAAGUGCACGCAUUGUGAUCCCGUCACUAUCCUGGCCUUCCCGUCCCAAGUGGUCCAUCAUUAUCAAAGUGCUCACCCGUCACUCCCCACUCACGCGUUCCGGAUUCAAUGUCCCAAUUGCAAGGAUGUCGUGGAUUUUAGCGAGGAUCUCCCAUCCCUGGCAGUUCAUUAUCAACACUGCGUCAAAGCCAGCAAAAAACGAGCGGGUCUGCGCUACCAACAGAAGCUCAGAUCCAACCAGGCCCAGGGGACGAAACCCGCCUUUGUUUGCGAUGAAUGCGGCAAGAAGUACGCGAGUGCGCGCAGUCUCGACUAUCAUAUCAAGCUCCACCGAGGGCAGGACCUGAUUGCUUGUCCCCGUCCCCAAUGUUCGUAUGAAACGCCGAAUCCCCAUGUCAUGAAGCUCCAUAGCAAGAAGCAUUUGCGGGAAGAGGGUCUUUUGGCCAAGGUCGUGUGCGAUUUGUGCGGCCUAGAAUUGCGGGAUAACGGCUCGCUCAAGCUUCAUAUGGCCACCCAGCAUGACAGCGCCAAGCCGUUGAGUAGCACUUGUGGCCAUUGUCAUAAGACCUUCGCCACAAAGACGGUCAUGCUUCGGCAUAUUCACCGCAUGCAUGACACGAGUGAAGCGUUCAAGUGCGACAAGUGCGGCAAAGGGUUCAGCACCUCGGUUCUAUUGUUGGAGCAUGCCCAAAGAAAUCAUCGGCCUCCGGCGUUCAAGUGCUCGUUUUGCGCUAAAAUGCUCUCAUCCAAAGACAGCUUGAAAUGCCAUGAGCGCCUUCACACGGGUGAGAAUCCGUUCCGAUGUCAAUUGUGCGACUACACUUGCAAAUCAAGCUCUUCAUUGAGCUUGCAUCGCAAAUUCGUUCAUAAAGAGGGCCGAAACUUAUUGGCAACCUAUGACAUGGGCACAACCGUAAACCACUGAGAAUCCCGAGUGGACUGAAUUGGACUGGAUCAAAUUGAUGUACUUUCAUGUAAAUUAAAUAAAUGGAUGACUUGAAUUUUCAAAUAGAGGAUCCGUCUAGUUUAUAAA